Protopolystoma xenopodis is the source of this 261-nucleotide messenger RNA. The record is from the annotation of a GenBank genome assembly. NCBI's taxonomy places the organism in Eukaryota, Metazoa, Platyhelminthes, Monogenea, Polystomatidea, Polystomatidae.
AUGGAUACUCAGCGUCUCAUCGUACCUAAAGUCUUUCAUCCAUUUAUUUCUGGACCAAAUGGAGACAACAUUAGGGAAUUGGCCAGCAGACUCAACGUUAAGAUUUUUAUGCCACCUCAUAUAAUUCCCGCAGAAGACAUCGUCAUCUCCGGAGAUCGUGAUUGUGUUUCUCAAGCAGCUAAGGAGAUUAUGGAUAUUUACACGGACAGGGUACGUUUGGUAUCGUUUCUUGUUUGCGUCGAUUUUGUUUGUAUCGUUUAG